AUGUUCCCCGCUAGGAAAAAAGGUCCAGAGAUAGCGGCUUAUGUUGUUCACAACUCGUUAAAAUGGCCGGCUUUCGGUUACUACCAAUUUCCCGUAGGUCUGGAACCGCCAGCGAAAGAUUUCCCAAUGCCAAAUGAUUGCACUGCUCCAUUAUUCGAGAAGCUGUCAAGUUGUAGGCACUUCGCAGGACAGAUGGGGUUGGAAGCAAAACGAGUUUUGACAAGGCAUCCAACAUGGCCGCCAAUUGCUCCUGAGAGGAUGGAUUGCCUGCAAGAGCCCAUCCACUGGCCGCUUGCUCCCUGGAGCCGAGUGACGGUAGCCAAGAAUGAAGAUCAUGAAAGGGAUGUGUAA
Molecule: messenger RNA, 351 nt
Organism: Paracoccidioides brasiliensis Pb18
Exons: 2
Coding region: 1-351 (116 amino acids)
Source: RefSeq, a predicted model, not a curated record